AUGAGUCGAGGAGGAAAAUUGGCCCCGGAAGUCAACCGAGCUCUCUUCGUAAAGAACCUGAGCUUCAACGUCACCCCAGAGGAACUCUUCGACCUCUUUGGCAAGUUCGGCCCAGUGCGCCAAAUUCGCCAGGGCAUUGCCAACAACACCAAGGGCACAGCCUUCGUCGUCUAUGAAGACGUAAUGGACGCAAAGUCGGCCUGCGACAAGCUCAACGGCUUCAACUUCCAGAACCGGUAUCUCGUCGAUAAGAUGCUCAAGGCCGCGAACGAUCUCGCCGAGCGCCAAGAGAACUUAGAAAAGCUCAAAAAACAACACGGUAUUGAUUAG
Molecule: messenger RNA, 330 nt
Organism: Alternaria hordeiaustralica
Lineage: Eukaryota; Fungi; Ascomycota; Dothideomycetes; Pleosporales; Pleosporaceae
Exons: 5
Coding region: 1-330 (109 amino acids)
Cellular component (GO): ribonucleoprotein complex; cytoplasm; nucleus
Molecular function (GO): mRNA binding
Source: RefSeq, a predicted model, not a curated record